AUGGCUAAGAAACGUUCAGGAAAGGGUGGUGUGUCUUCCGCCUUGAAAGCUUCCGCAGCUCCUGGAGCUAGAAUCAGUAAGAUUGACAAGUAUGAGGAUACUCUUGAACCGGGAAGUGUAGACGACUUCAUCUUCAAAAGAGAUCAAAUCUCUUUCAAUCCUCAAGACGAUGACAACGAGGACGAUAUCAAUGCGGAUGAAGGAGAAGAAGUACUUUCUUUGAAACUACCCAAGCGGUCUCGUAAAUCAACAGACGAUGAUGAAGGGGAAGAGUAUGCUGAGGAAGAGGAAGUGAAAGGCAAAGCUGUCAAACAACGUAAAGAGAAAUCUAAACCUGAUUUAAACGGUAAAGGUAGAUUUGGAAAAGCAGUUGUAUCAUCAGAUGAAGAUGAUUCAGGAUCAGGAUCAGGUUCUAGUGGAUCAGAUUCCGAUACAGAUGACGAAGCUUGGGGCAGACAGUAUUAUAGUAAACCUUCAAACAGACGUGAGAAGGAAGAAGGCAAAAUUGAUGACGAAAAAAGAGAAGAGGAGAGGGAAAUGGAAGAAAGAGAAGUUAAAAGAUUACAAAGAAAAGCAAGAGAAGUUUUGGAUGCUGAAGAUUUCGGUAUUAUACAAGAUCAUUUCGAUGUCAGCGAGCCAACUGAAAGAACCACACAAGUAGAAAUUCAGACCAAAGCCGUGCCUGCACCUCCCACAUCUGCUGAUCCAGUAGCAUUGUUGCGCCAUCUUCAAGCUCAUGAACCUGUCAAACUUGCUCUGGCUAGAGAUUUCCCUCUAAUAGUGCAAAAGCUAGAAAAGACUUCUAGAGGUAUCAGGAAAAUGGAAGAGCAGAAAGAAGAUGGUGAAUUACAUAAAGGAUUAGGAUGGUUACAUUAUCAAACACUCCUGACUUAUGCCACUACUCUUGCUUUCUACAUUCACGUAUCAUCUCUUCCCCCUUCUGCAAGAAGUGAAAGCGACUUCAACAUAAUACCACGAUUGCUUCAACUGAAAGAAGGAUUGUCAAUGCUUGAAGAUCUGGACUUCGCAGCUGGAUCAGUAUCAGAUGGUGCAUUUGCUCUUCAUCCUAGAGUCGGACUAGGCGAAGAUGAAACUGAUGAAGAGUUGAAAGAAGGUAAAAUGGAACUACUUAAGCGGAUGCAAGGGUUGAACGGAGAUGAAGAUGAUGAGGAGAACGAAUGGGAGGAUGGGGAUGAUGGGGAUGACCUUUGGGGUAAAGAAGGACUGGAAGAAGGAGAACUAGAAGCUUUAUUAGCUGAUGCGGAGGAGGACGAAGCUGAUGAAUUAAGAGAAAUGAUCAAGUUAUCGGAGAAAGCUAAAAAGAAGGGAAAGACACCUAAGAUAUCCAAAGAUGCCGAGGAGGAUGUCAUAAUGGAGGAACCAAAGAAAGAGAAAUCCAAGAGCAAAAAGAAGAAAGCCAAGAAAGAUAAGGAUACUCCAAUCGCUGUCGCUGAAGCUUCGACAAAACCAACAAGUUCAUUUACCCCUCUCGCGGAGCCUGAAUUCUUCAGCUCAUCAAGUAAAUCAAAGACCCCCACGUAUGAUGAUUCGGAUGUUCUAGGUGAUCCUACUGCGUUGGGAUCAGCGGACUACGCAGAUAAACAAUCAAAGAAGAGGACACUUGCAUUCCAUACUUCCAAGAUCAACACGACACUUGCUAGAAGAGCUGAAGGAAGAGCGAAUAGAAUGGGCGGUGAUGAAGAUAUACCAUAUCGAGAUAGACGAAAAGCAAGAGACGAUGCUUUGAAGAGAAAUCAAACACAACAAUCUGCAGGCGAAGAUUUGGAUCUUGAUGAACCAAGACCAGUCAAGAGGUUUAGAGAAGAAAGUCAAGAUGCAGAUGCGAAUGACGAUGCUGAAGGUUACUACGAAUUGGUCAAGAGAAGGAGAAAGGAAGAGAAAGAUGCUAAAGAAGCUGAGCACGAAGGAUAUGAAGCUGAGAAACUGGCCGCUAUUGCAUCCUUGGACGAUCCAUCUCAUGAAGGUGGACCUCGAGCACUUACCCGAGCGAUCGAGAAGAAUCGCGGUCUUACGCCUCACCGAUCGAAAGCCAAAGGAGGUAGAAAUCCUAGAGUCAAGAAGAGACAACAAUAUGAGAAAGCCAAGAAGAAGGUCGCUUCUCAGAGAAGUGUCUAUAAAGGUGGUCAAGGUGCUUAUGGAAGUGACUACAAAGGUGAAAAGACUGGUAUCUCCAAAGUCAUCAAGUCGAGGAAGUUCUAG
Kwoniella shivajii is the source of this 2220-nucleotide messenger RNA. RefSeq lists its product as uncharacterized. The record is from RefSeq and is a predicted model, not a curated record. Gene Ontology annotation, biological process: maturation of SSU-rRNA from tricistronic rRNA transcript (SSU-rRNA, 5.8S rRNA, LSU-rRNA). The coding region runs from base 1 to 2220 and encodes 739 amino acids. Gene Ontology annotation, cellular component: small-subunit processome; nucleolus. The transcript is spliced from 5 exons. NCBI's taxonomy places the organism in Eukaryota, Fungi, Basidiomycota, Tremellomycetes, Tremellales, Cryptococcaceae.